AUGGAAAACUGUCAAGAAAAUAAUGCAGUAGGCCAUCAAGAAAAUAAUGUAGAAGAACAAAGUCAAUUAUCUUUUGCAUCCAUCAAAGCUGAAUUGCUUCCUGAAACUGAUCGAAAACUCCUAAAAAAAUUUUGA
Diversispora eburnea is the source of this 135-nucleotide messenger RNA. NCBI's taxonomy places the organism in Eukaryota, Fungi, Glomeromycota, Glomeromycetes, Diversisporales, Diversisporaceae. The record is from the annotation of a GenBank genome assembly.